AUGGACGACGACUUAGUGGACCUCAUCGAUCAGGGCCAAUACUCCCAUGCCCAGCAGGCUCUUGCCCAAAGGAUCAAGCGGUUCCCUAACCGCCCGUACUAUCCGGCGUUGCAGAACCUCUGUUUGUUCCGCCAAGGCCAGCAGAAGGAUGCGGUAACCAAGAUGUUGAAGCUUCGGGAUCUGAACCCCAAUUGCACCAAAACGAUUGGGGUGAUGUACGAUUUCUUUGUCGAAGCGGGUAAAUUGAGUGAAGCCAAUCUUUGCUACGAAAACGCCAUGAAACGUUACCCCACUGCCGAAUCGUUGGGGACUACUUGGUUGAACAAAACUCUCACCACACACCAGUACCUGCCACGGUUGUGGAACCGUAUCUUCAUGAACUUACAGCGGAACCAAAAGCUGCUGAGGGAAUUUAAGUAUUGGACCGCUUUCACGUAUCUCCUCAUUCUCAAACUGGGCGAUGCAACUGAAAAGGAAAUUCCCUUGUUCAAGCAAUUAGCGCUCCGUUUGAUUGAAGAUUUGGGCUAUGAAAAUGCUCAGGAACUAUAUGUGUUGGCUCAGUUGUGGGCGAUGAAUGGAGAAACGGAUAAGGUGGUAGCUGCGGUCACUUCCAGCCCCGUGAAUUUCGAUGUUAUGGUGGUAUACCGUAACAUUUUGCAAGAAGCCAACGCUGAUCAACAGCUUUUUGACUACUGUAAAUUGAUUCUCAGUCAAUUCGAGGACUUUACCUCGACGAAGCUCUUGAUUGAGUCGGGUAAGAAACUCGGAAUGUCGUACGACGAAGUCGCAGAACAUCUUGACUCAAAGCCUACUCGCAACAACCUUUUGGCGAAAGUGGAACUUGCCAAAGUGUUUGACAAACCUUUAGAUCCGGCAGUUCAACAAUACUUCAAUGCAAUGAAAUCCAAGCUUUGUUGUGUGAACGAUUUGAAAGGAUACAAGAUUCAUCCUAAGUUCGAGGAAAAGUCUUCCAAUGUUGUGGCUCAAGUCAACGAAGUUAAAUUCAAGUAUUUGGCGGGUGAAAAGUUUGACGAUGUUGCUGAAGAGUUGUCGAAAUCAUUACUGGCUAAACUGGUGGAGUAUGACCUGGAUCCUGUCAAUGAAGUAAGACUUCUAAAAGUCAUUCUUGAUCUUCAAAAGGAUUCUACUCCACAGAACAUCAUCAAAAAUAUUUGCAUCUUAGAAGACUUGGUGGAGACGGACAAGUACAACCACAAGUUGCUUCUUUGGUUGUUGAAGCUCUACAACCAAUUGAACUGUGGCAGCUCUAUCCAAUACUUUUACACUCGUCUUUCCAUCAGAAUGGUCCAGCACGAAACUUUGGGUCACUUGGCAAUGUGGGCGCAACCACUGAAGGAUUCGUGCAAGAUUUUCAACGACAUGUAUCGCUUUUACCUUACCGCUGAAAGUGAAGUCAUUGAAUGUAUUGCUACUGGGUUUAACCAAGGUAACUACACCAAGCUCGAGUCGUUCAUCCGAUUUGGUGACAGAAUGCAUCGUUCCAUUGGUCGGGUGUAUGCUCUCUUGAUGAAUGUGAGACAAUCGCUUCUCACCAAUGAUUGGAGUUAUACAAAGUUCUUUUUGGAUCGCUUGGUGAAUUAUGAAAACUUAUUGGAUAUGAAUUACCAGGACAACCGUGACUUCAUCAGUGAAUGGAAAUUGGGUACCUUCGAUGAACCUUUAGAUGAGUUGAAGCAGAUGACUAACAAUGUUAAUGUCGCUGAUGUCAAAUUGUGGGCAUUACAAUAUCUUGUGGCUUACACCAAUGAUCCUCAGCACUUCAAGUUGUUCAAUAAAGCGAUGGGAUCACACAAGGCCGCUACUGCCUUUGACAAGUUGCUCCUCCAGUACUACUUGAACGUAUUCAAGUUAAGUCAGUCUUCGACGAAGAAGCCUGAGGUGGAACUGUGUCUCAACUAUUUGAACAAAAAUCUUAACCUGACCAAAAUUGCGGCGACCAUGCCUAAGGAUGUUCUUAGCGGAGAGUUGAACCAGAACCUUUAUAGAUUUGUUGAGUUCACCAAGUUGGUGGGGAUGCUUUUGAAACGCAAACCUAACGAUGCUGUGAAGAAGUUAAUCGACCUGACGUUAGCCGAUCUCCGCAAACAAAACUGGACUCAACAGCAAUUAGCGGCGUUGAACGAUAUCAAAAAGGAGUUGGCCCCCGAGCACCGCAAGACGGUGGAAGUGUUGGCCAAAACCAUCGAAAAGUCGGCGCCGCUGUUGCACUAA
This is a messenger RNA of Diutina rugosa, 2232 nucleotides long. RefSeq lists its product as uncharacterized. NCBI's taxonomy places the organism in Eukaryota, Fungi, Ascomycota, Pichiomycetes, Serinales, Debaryomycetaceae. Gene Ontology annotation, cellular component: cytoplasm; NatB complex. The transcript has a single exon. Gene Ontology annotation, biological process: N-terminal peptidyl-methionine acetylation. Bases 1 to 2232 code for a protein of 743 amino acids. The record is from RefSeq and is a predicted model, not a curated record. Gene Ontology annotation, molecular function: protein-N-terminal amino-acid acetyltransferase activity; protein binding.